Messenger RNA from Centruroides sculpturatus (bark scorpion), 1760 nucleotides. RefSeq names its product glucose dehydrogenase [FAD, quinone]-like. The transcript has 11 exons. The record is from RefSeq and is a predicted model, not a curated record. Lineage: Eukaryota; Metazoa; Arthropoda; Arachnida; Scorpiones; Buthidae. Bases 1 to 1743 code for a protein of 580 amino acids. Gene Ontology annotation, molecular function: flavin adenine dinucleotide binding; oxidoreductase activity, acting on CH-OH group of donors.
AUGUUUCGAGUGUUGGAUAAGAAGACAGAGAUACUAAAUGUUUCAGAAAAGGAAUACGAUUAUAUUAUCGUGGGAGGUGGAUCAGCGGGAGCAGUUCUAGCUAACAGAUUAUCUGCAAAUGUGAAAAAUAAAGUAUUGUUAUUAGAAGCUGGAAAUAAUGAAAAUAUUAUUACCGAUAUACCUUUACACGCUAUUGGUUAUCAGAAAACAGAUAUUGAUUGGCAAUACUUAACAGAACCACAGAAAUAUGCAUGUCACGGUUUCGAAGAUAAAAUCUCGAGAUGGCCAAGAGGAAAGAUUCUAGGAGGUACAAGUGUCUUAAAUUAUAUGUUAUAUGUUAGAGGAAAUCAUCGAGAUUAUGAUAAUUGGGCUCGACAAGGUGCUUACGGAUGGAGUUGGAAGGAAGUAUUUCCGUAUUUUCUUAAAUCUGAAGAUAAUACGGAUAUCAAGAUUUUAAAAAAUGGAUAUCAUAAAACUGGUGGUUAUUUGACAGUUUCUUCUCCAGUAUACAUUACUCCUUUAAUGAAAUCGUUCCUUCAAGCGGGUGUAUUCGCCGGAUACCCCAUCAGCGACUUUAAUGGUGCCUUUCAAUCAAGUUUUACUUUUCCUCAGUCAACUAUUAGAUUUGGUCGAAGAUGCAGUUCAAAUAAAGCAUUUAUAGCACCAGUGAGACAUCGUCCUAAUCUAAAAAUUUUGCUCUUUUCAUUUGUUACUAAAAUUAUUUUUGAUCAUUACAAAAGAGCCAGAGCUGUUCAUUUUGAGCGCUUUAAUAAAAAAUAUACUGUAUAUGCUAGAAAAGAAAUAAUAUUAUCUGCAGGAGUUGUCAACUCUCCUCAUCUUCUGAUGUUGUCAGGUGUUGGACCUAAAGCAGAUUUAGAAAAAUUUGGAAUUCCAGUCAUUUCCAAUUUAGCUGUUGGAUAUAAUCUUCAAGAUCAUAUUCUUACUUAUGGUGGGGAAUUUUUAAUUGAUAAGCCUAUCACACACGUCCUAUAUCGUCAAUUUAGCCCAACUGAUAUAUCCAAAUACUUUAAACUGGGUAAAGGACUGUGGACUAUACCUGGAGGAAUAGAAGCUGUUGCUUAUGUAAAUACCAUAUAUGCAAAUAAAUCGAUUGAUUUCCCUGAUAUCGAAUUAAAUUUAUUCUCUGCUUCGUUAUCAUCAGACGGAGGAAAAUUUUAUAGACCAGCACUUGGGCUAAGUGAUGAAGUAUGGAAGCAAUACUUUAAGCCAUUUGCUUAUAAAGAAACAUUUUCUAUAAUACCUAUACUACUUCACCCUAAAAGUCGUGGAUACAUAAAAUUAAGAAGCGCUAAUCCUCAUGAUCAUCCGAUUAUACAGCCAAAUUAUUUAUCACAUCCUGAAGAUUUUCUAGUUCUUGUCGAAGGUCUGAAAAAAAGUCUAAAAUUAGGCGGGUCCACUGCAUUUAAAAAAUAUGGAACUCGGCCGUUUUUUACAAGAGUACCUGGAUGCGAAAAAUAUAUAAGAUUCAGUGAUGAAGAACUGCACUGUAUUGUAAAAACUUUAAGUACGACUGCGUAUCAUCCUGUCGGAACGUGUAAAAUGGGUGCCUUUGAAGAUCCAACUACUGUUGUGGAUCCUCAACUAAAAGUGAAAGGAGUAUCGAGGUUAAGAGUCGUCGAUGCAUCAGUCAUGCCAACUAUUAUCUCGGGGAAUACCAAUGCACCAACAAUUAUGAUCGCAGAAAAGGCAGCUGAUAUGAUACUUGGAAGCAAUUAUUUAUAACAUAUUUUAUCUGUACU